Cornus florida is the source of this 414-nucleotide messenger RNA. RefSeq lists its product as uncharacterized. NCBI's taxonomy places the organism in Eukaryota, Viridiplantae, Streptophyta, Magnoliopsida, Cornales, Cornaceae. The record is from RefSeq and is a predicted model, not a curated record. Bases 1 to 414 code for a protein of 137 amino acids. The transcript has a single exon.
AUGUCGCAGUUUUGGUGGGCAGGGUCUGAGGAGCGCCGCAAGACUCACUGGAUUACUUGGGAUAAACCGGUGGAACUAAAAAAGUGCGGAGGGCUUGGCUUUCAUGAUUUGGAAGCUUUUAACUUAGCGUUAUUAGCGAAGUUAGGUUGGAGAUUGCAGGUGGAGCGACAAGGUCUGGUUUAUGAGCUGCUAAAAGGAAGGUAUUUCUCUUUCACGGAUUUCAUGAGAGCUUCGAAAACUCAUAAUCCAUCAUGGGCUUGGAGCAGUAUUUUAGCAGCUAGAGGUGUUCUUGAGAAACGACUGUUGUGGAAAGUUGGCAAUGGUAGAGUGAUCAAUUGUUGGAAAGAUUGUUGGAUCCCUGGGAAUAUAUCUUUUAAGCUUUCCCUAUGGAUUCAUGACUUUUCUGUUGGAUAG